AGGAUCAUCAAACUCCAAAGAGUGUCCACGUAGAAUUUUAUCGUUGUCGGUUAAUUUUACGAGCACUCGUUGCGACAUCUAGUCAUCUUCGCGAAAUUGAUUGCCAUCUUCUGAGAACUGCCAUUCUCCCACACAUCGCUGAAUAUCUUUUCUGCUUCUAAAGGAGUGAGAAGAUGCCUGGAUUAACUGCACCCUCAGAUUACUCGCAAGAGCCACUUCGUCACCCAUGUCUCCGAAUCAACGCCAAGGAGCCCUUCAAUGCAGAGCCACCGCGCUCCGCCCUGAUCUCGUCUUAUGUGACCCCCGUAGACUUCUUUUACAAGAGAAAUCAUGGCCCUGUUCCAUUAGUGGAUGAUAUUGAAAGAUAUUCUGUUUCUUUAAAUGGCCUAAUAGAAAACCCAAAGGAGCUGUUCAUGAAAGAUAUCAGGAUGCUUCCAAAGUACAAUGUCACUGCCACUUUACAGUGUGCAGGUAAUCGAAGGACCGCGAUGAGCAAAACCAGAACAGUGAAGGGAGUUGGCUGGGAUGUUUCAGCUUUAGGAAAUGCUGUGUGGGGUGGUGCUAAAUUGGCUGAUGUUCUUGAACUUGUUGGAAUACCGAAGCUCAGCUAUAGUACACAAAAAGGUGGAAAACAUGUUGAGUUUGUGAGCAUUGAUAGAUGCAAGGAAGAAAAGGGAGGUCCAUACAAGGCAUCAAUUCCACUGAGCCACGCUUCAAAUCCUGAAGCAGAUGUUCUCCUUGCUUAUGAAAUGAAUGGAGAACCUCUUAAUCGAGAUCAUGGGUAUCCGUUGCGUGUGGUUAUCCCUGGUGUUAUUGGUGCUCGUUCUGUUAAAUGGCUUGAAUCUAUUAGCAUAAUUGCAGAGGAAAGCCAGGGUUUCUUUAUGCAGAAAGACUACAAAAUGUUUCCUCCUUCCGUAAAUUGGGAUAAUAUUGAUUGGACGACUAGGAGGCCUCAAAUGGAUUUCCCUGUUCAGUCUGUGAUGUGUUCUUUGGAGGAUGUAGAUCAUAUAAAGCCCGGAAAGGUUACGGUUAGUGGUUAUGCAGUGUCGGGCGGUGGGCGGGGAAUAGAGAGAGUAGAUAUAUCUGUUGAUGGAGGCAAAAGCUGGAUUGAAGCCACCAGAUAUCAGAAGACUGGCGUCCCAUAUGUUGCAGAUAGUCGGAGCAGUGACAAGUGGGCAUGGGUGCUUUUCGAGGUGACGCUCGAUGUGGAACAAGACACGGAAAUUGUUGCAAAAGCUGUUGAUUCAGCAGCAAACGUGCAGCCAGAAAGAGUGGAGGAGAUAUGGAACCUAAGAGGUAUACUCAACACCUCAUGGCAUAGGGUUCAACUUCGAGUUGGUCGGUCCAGUAUAUAGAAAGAAACAAAGAACAGAAAUUAAAGAAAUGCUUUAUGGUUCUGUAUUCUCCUAAACGCACCGUUUUAUGUGCGUGCUCCAUUGACUGUGGAA
Messenger RNA from Cucurbita maxima (winter squash), 1448 nucleotides. RefSeq names its product sulfite oxidase-like. Lineage: Eukaryota; Viridiplantae; Streptophyta; Magnoliopsida; Cucurbitales; Cucurbitaceae. The coding region runs from base 174 to 1355 and encodes 393 amino acids. Gene Ontology annotation, cellular component: mitochondrion. The transcript is spliced from 12 exons. Gene Ontology annotation, molecular function: oxidoreductase activity; molybdenum ion binding. The record is from RefSeq and is a predicted model, not a curated record.